AUGUCCAAAUUUGCAACCAAAGUUUCGAGCGUGUCCUAUCUGCGGCCUCCGGUGCCGCCGGAGAAGAAGUGGUUCUACAAACAAGUGCUCGCCAGCCUCGAAACCGGAGGGCCACCGCAUUUCAAUUUGGCCAACUCAACGCUGGGUCGAGUGACGUCGAAGUUACUGAGCAGUUUGGUCAUCGUCCAGCAACGUGCACAGGAUGUUACCGUUGAAUAUCAGCUAAAAGAGAAAUUGAGUAAUGCACUGGUGAUGCUUGGGAGUGUGAUGUCCGCCGUGAAGAACUUCGUCACCCAACGGCAGUAUUAUCACAUUGAUCGACUUAUUGAUCGCGGUUUGCUGACGCUAGAGGACAAGCUAAGGGUAAUCCGCGAGCAGCAGCUUCCAUCCAUUGCCGAACGAAUUGAAGUUCGUUCGUUGAACAGCUGCGCCAAGGUGACGAUCAAACGAAAAUCAUCCGACGCGGAAAUUAGGGAAACGUUCCUAGUACGCCAACCCAAAUCAACCCCUUCGGAUGGAUAG
Molecule: messenger RNA, 522 nt
Organism: Anopheles cruzii
Lineage: Eukaryota; Metazoa; Arthropoda; Insecta; Diptera; Culicidae
Exons: 1
Coding region: 1-522 (173 amino acids)
Source: RefSeq, a predicted model, not a curated record